AAAACUCCUGAGGUUGCAUUAAUAGUGCACUCUAUACAGUAGAAUUCAGCAGAGCUGCUGCCCUGGGAUAGAAGCUGUUUUCCAACCUAUUUGUCCUUGUUUUUAUUAUCCGGCACCGUCUGCCAGAUGGUAAUAGUUUAAAAAAUAAAAAGCUGGCAAGGCGAUUAUCUAAGGCAUUUGAGGAAUGCACUGCCUUCCCCCACUCCCUUUCUGAUGGCAACUAAAAUGACCAAAGGAGUAUUUUUUUUUUUGUUAAAGUUGACCCUCUCCCUGCUUCUCCACAGGAUGAAGUCUCCGGUUCCACCUCUUCUGAUCAUCUGCCUUGUGAUGUCCUUCAACAGCUACACCCAGCAGGUUCCUUACUGCCCACCCCACCCUGCUCCAGAAAAUAUCACGGAGUUUGUCUGCAACUCCCCAUCUCUCCAUGAAUUUCCCGCCGGCUUCCCUGUACGAACUAAAACGAUCUCCGUUGAGUUCACCCAGGUCUCCAGCCUUGGCGUGGAAACCCUCCAAGAUCUCCCAAACCUCCAGGAACUUCACCUCUCCAACAACAGGCUGGAGACCCUUCCCAGUGGCCUCUUCCGUAACCUCCCAGAACUGCACACCCUGGAUCUGUCCACCAAUCUCCUGGAAGAUCUACUCCCGGAGAUCUUCACCGAUGCGACGAACCUGACGCUUUUAUCCCUCAGUGAAAACCGACUGGCUGAGCUGCGGGCGUCCUGGUUCGAAACCCUGAAGGAACUUAAGAUCCUGAGCCUUGACCGAAACCAGCUGAAGGAGGUCCCCGUUUCCUGUUUCUCCAAGCUGAAGAAGUUGACCUUUCUAGAUCUCUCCUCCAAUCGCCUCCAUCGUCUCUCUCCAGACAUGUUCAGCGGCCUAGAAAAUUUGGAGAGGUUGAUCCUGGAAAACAACCCGAUCCGAUGCGUUGCCCCGAGAUCCUUCCAUUGGGGACCCAAGCUGAGCGUGAUCUCCCUGAGGAACUGCAGCCUGACUGACAUCACCCUUGGGGAAUUUCACCCGUUGGACCAACUGGUGCUGUUGGAUCUCUCCGCCAACGAGCUCACCAGGCUGGAUCCUCCGUCCGGCAUCCUGUCUGCCAAUCUCAGCCUGGAUCUUGCAGGA
Molecule: messenger RNA, 1122 nt
Organism: Pseudonaja textilis
Lineage: Eukaryota; Metazoa; Chordata; Lepidosauria; Squamata; Elapidae
Source: RefSeq, a predicted model, not a curated record